GGACCAGAAGGAAUUUAUCACCAUUCUUAUAAUAUUACUAACUUCAGUUACAGCAGUGUGCCAUCGACAAUGCAUGAUUGUUCCCUGUGAUAGUUUUAUUUGCUCUAUCGCCUUACUAUAGGCCUCGCCGGUGCCCUUAUCCGGCUGACAUUCUUUGGCCAUUAACAAGAAGAAGCCGCAGGAUAUCUUCAAGGGAAUCUCCCGUGGACUUACGGAUCUGUUGCUUAUUCCUCCCUCUUCUUUCAGGAAAACAGCGUGAGGUUUAACAUUUCUAAUUUUUGUCGUUCUUUUCACGAGAGAGUGACGAUAAGCCGCUGUUCCUUUGCAUCUUAUCGUCGGCCUCCUCGAUUCUCGUUCUGUUCCCCGUUGCUAUGUCUUCUUCUUUCAAAGAAGGCUGGAUAAAUAGCCCUUCAAGGAUUUCAUGCACUCUGGACGACUCAGGUUAUGACAGUUCAUCUCCCGGACGAAGGUCAAGCAUAUUCAGUGGUAAGCGCCAUAUCUCCUCAUUGAUGUAUCGCCUUGGCAUUUUCUCAAAUUUCUGCAGAUACCGAUACAACCUAUGAUCCUUUAUUGGGACGGUUUCGAGAUGAAAAUGGAAAGGAAUGGAAGCCGAGCCUUUCCAUACGAAUCAAAAAUGUAAUUAAUGGAGUUGCUACGGAUCACAAGCUAUCAAAAGUUACGCCGAAUAGCCUUAGGUUCGAUGGAGCAUCAGAUAGUCCCAAGACUCCGAUAACUUUGUCCUCCUCGACAUUACCUCGAUCCAAUAUCAAGACUAGGCCAGCUCUCUUAAAUACGCUUAGGGCUCGAACGUCAGUCGACCCGACCCAGACUAGAAAGUCUCUCAGCUCUUUGCAUUCUCCCGAUCGGUUUCUACCAGUUUUAAAAAAGUCCGACUCCGCAGCACAGAGCUUUCGUGCUAAUAAAGAUCCUGGCACUCUCUCACCAUAUGAAAGAUUAAUGAGACAUAGCGGUGCAAGCCUAGAUGCUUUCAAUCCACGUCGACGCGCAACAUCACCUAUCCCGCUAGCCUCUCGACCCGAUUCAAGACGAAUUGUUUCCGCAAAUCGUGGUAGAGGUAUAAAAUAUCUAACGACACCAACCAAUCCCUAUUCUAAUCCUUCUACAGGUGCUACUGCCCUUACCUUUCAGAGAAAUGCCCCGACAACUCCCAAUGGGGAGAGGCAGGUACGUUCAGAUUUGGAUUCAGAUUUCUAUUUAUUCCUCUCAGCCCAUAAGUCAAUAGUGAGGAGGGAUGCGACGUUCGAUAUUAUUACCAUUUUCCUCUUGUACUGAUUACCACAGGUCAGUGUAGGAACUGUAUGGGCUGUCGGAGGAGUGGCGCCCGCGAGCGCUGGUAUAUCGGACGGUCGUGGUGGUUUGUUAGGUAGCGGAACAAACGCGCCGUUGUAUACUACAUCCUUCUCCGCCUCGCGCCCAAAAGCACAGGAGGAUUUCGAAAAGCAUGAAGAUAGGUUGGCACAAGCAUUGGACAUUGAUCGCAUCCAACGUGUUUUUGAAUUUCGAGAUUCUUUGACGACACCGCCCGCAACUCCCCUCGAUUCCAGGUCCAAAAAGCAUAAUUUUGAAAUGAAGACGGCAUGGAAUGGAACAGAAUGGGUUCUGGGUGGACCAGAACAAAGUUAGUAACUUUGUUUCAUACUAUCUGUAUUUACAGACUUAACCUAAUUGAUAUACAGAGCAACAACUACCACAGGAACCUCGGACGCUUCCUGUUGCUCCCUUCAAAUAUGUUUCUCCGUUGUUGUUAUAUUGUUUUUACUGACAUUCGGCACAGUUCUUGAUGCACCAAAUUUACGAGACGACUUUUAUUGCUCGGUUCUUGCAUACUCCGCAACGAGUCAUACACUCGCUGUUGGUUUGGGUUCAUUGCUUUAUGCAUGGUCCGAAAUGGCUGGGGUUCACUUACUUCAUGGCGGAACUUCAAAUGCUUCUUGGCUGACAUCUCUGGCAUUCUCGUCUACGCAAGGAGCUAAAUCCGUACUUGCAUUUGGCAGGUCAGAUGGAUCUUUGAGUCUUUUAUCACUUUAUGAUAGUCUAUUGCCCAGAUUCGAGGUUCAGCAGCCAUGCCCAAUAGCUUGCGUCACUUGGAGACCUUCUAUUACAAUGCGACCUUCCCGGAAUCCACUCGCAUCGAGUAUUAUGGUGAAGACAGAAGAUUUGAUUGUUGGAGAUGAACAAGGCAAUGUAUAUUACUAUGCCGUUGAAUGGCCUGAUGCAUGGGAAGUAACACGUGAUGGCUGGUCUGGCUCUAUGACACUUAUUGCCCGAAUAUCCAUCCAUACUCAACAAAUAUGUGGUCUUUCUUUUUCCACCGAUGGUUCUUCAUUCGCAACUGGAGGGAACGAUAAUCUUUGUUGUCUAUUCCGUACGAACGAAGUCACUCGUCCUUCUCGUGAUCAGCUUGGCACCACAGAAGAAGUGUUCCUCGCCACAGCAGGAAUGCGUCGCAUCCACAGCGUAACCGGUCAGAAUCGCGUCAAAGAAAUCACCUCUGGCGCUGAAAAGCAUCGUUGGAUUCAUGGAGCUGCUGUCAAAGCAAUUGCGUUUUGUCCCUGGAGAGAUGGUCUCAUCGCGACUGGCGGAGGCAGUAACGAUAAAUGCAUUCAUUUCUUUCAUACUUCAUCUGGAGCCUGUCUCGCCACCAUCAGCGUAGCAGCUCAAGUGACCUCACUUAUCUGGUCCACUACUCGCCGCGAAAUUGCGGCCACAUUUGGCUACGCGCAACCAGAACAUCCUUAUCGAAUUGCGGUUUUUAGUUGGCCGGAUUGUAAACAAGUGGCUGCUAUUCCAUGGGAAGGUGAACAUAGAGCAUUAUUCGCAAUACCAUACCCAGGUGGACCAAAUGAAAGUCAUAGUAGUAGAGAAGGUGGAAGGGCUAUGAGUAGAACGGCUCAAGAGGGAUGUUUAGUGGUGGCCAGUAGUGAUGAAAGUGUCAAGUUUCAUGAGGUUUGGACAAGUAGUAUGAAAGCUACCAGUGGGGGGGAGGGUUUACUUGGUGGAAGUGAUAUUCUAGAAGGAUUAGAAGGGAUCGAUAAGGAGGGGGCUGUGAUCAGAUAAAUUUUUGUGAUGCUAGGUGUAGGAUUAGAGUAAAGGUAAGUGUCAAAGAAUGCUAGAAGGUUAGUUCUGAAGAAAGAAAAGAUAUGGUAUUUUGGGGAAGGCUCUCUCUAUCUGUACGGAAUAAAUUGAAACAAGAAUGGAGGAGAACAACUCCCUAGAGGAGAUGGCAGAUGGAAUCGGAGAGUGGAAGGGAUAAAGAGAUGAUACUGAUGUAUUUCUCUUCUUUUGGCUGGGGAUAAAGAGUACAAGUUUGUAUUGUUUAAUGAAAUUGAAAAU
This is a messenger RNA of Sclerotinia trifoliorum, 3354 nucleotides long. The record is from the annotation of a GenBank genome assembly. NCBI's taxonomy places the organism in Eukaryota, Fungi, Ascomycota, Leotiomycetes, Helotiales, Sclerotiniaceae.